Messenger RNA from Lymnaea stagnalis (great pond snail), 16352 nucleotides. Lineage: Eukaryota; Metazoa; Mollusca; Gastropoda; Lymnaeidae. The record is from the annotation of a GenBank genome assembly.
GACUUUAUUUAGAAUUUUCAAAACGAGGUCAUGUUGAAAAAUGGCCGACCACUAAAAAUUAAGUUCAAAAUAAACAUUAUUUGAUUGUUUAUGUGUUUUAUAUAAAGAGAAUGUUAAUUCAAGAACCCGUUCAGGUAAAUAAUAGUAGAAUUUUUAUUCUAACGCUUACAAAUCUGUGUAAAAUUAACUUAGGCCCAACAUUUUUUUUAACCAAAGGCUAAAAGUUGAAAUAGGCUCUCUAACUAAAAUUUAAAUUAAUUAACAAAUUUGACAAAUUAGUAUUUAAAAAAAGAAGACAAGUCUACUAACUAAGCAGACAUUAAGCAGGAGUUCUUACUAUACACUUAGUUUUCGAAAGAAAUGUAAAUAUUAGUAAAUAAUAGACCCUAAAUACUUUUAGGAGUAGGCCAAAAUUUUAAAUUUAAGAAAACUUCAAACUGAAUUUAGAAGUGACAGUGCUCUGAUUUUAUUAUACUUGGGCCAUUCGUAAAGUAUGUACUUGGCAAUCCUCCGAAGUCCAGUCCCAAGUUAUUUCCAAUGAUUACUCCUUACUUAAAAGUCUUAGGCAUAAUUUUGUCUUGAAAUUCAUGUUUGCGGUAGUGGAUGACGUUGGAUGGAUGUUGUUGGCCGUCGAGAUGCACAAACACUCGAGCGUAUUAUCACUAAUCACGUGUUACUAGGGACAACUAUCGUCACGGGCGCUUGGCGAGGAUAUGAACAUGUCGGUCAGCUCAACAACGGGAUUGAUGCUUACGCUGUCACUGUGCAUGCGCGUGAAUUUGUUAAUCCAGUAGACAGUAGACCAGGACGUUCACACAUAAACUAUUGAAGGACUUUGGAUGCAAGCGGAGCGUAAACUUCGCUAUUAGAGUGGUACUAGUCGCGGUCUGUUUGCCAGCUACUUGGAGGGCCUUUCAGUGGCGCAACAGUCACAAGCAGAACGUUUUCGGCUGCUAUUUGCAAAUGCUAUGCACCAAUUACAAUAUUUAGUAUUUACUGACUGGUUUGUAAAGUGACAGUUAUUUGCAAAAACUAUGACUGACAUUUCUGCUGCUUUUGAACAAUACACACUGUGCAUUGCACUUUUUUUACAUACAAAAUAAUUUGGGACCGGACUUCGGAGGAUUGCCUGUGUACUUUAAUACAAAAUUUUUAAAAAUUGAAAUAAUUUUUGUAAUAACUCAGUUAGAGCAAAUUUCAAAUUAAAAAAGGAAACCAGAAUCAACUUGUUAGGACAAUAAUUAAUUAAAGCUUUCCCUGACCAAAAUAGUUUUUGCACACGGCAAACUCUUAUGAAUGACACUCUGAGUACUCUGAAGUAGUACUAUGAUACAGCCAUUAUGUAAGUGGCUGUGAAUGGUUGCCAAUAACAACGUCUUGCACACUGUAAAUUCUGAUUAUUUAUAAUAUGGACUCUACCGGGUUUUUAAAGCUCAAACUAAUACAUUCAAGUUUAAAUGUCUUCAAAAUGCAUUCUGAAACACAAGUUAUCAAAUAUUUUGAUGUAAAUAAUUGUAAUAAUUUAAUAUUUCCUAAGUAUCGGCAACAAAAAGGGGGCGUGGCUCACGCCAUGUCGAAAUUAGGCUAAGCGAACUGCAUGACCUACUGCGAACCCGUAGAAACAUGGCAUCUCUCAUAAAACAGAUGUCGCUGUGAAAAUUGGCAUACAUGUAGAUCAAUACAUGCCCCAGAUGCAUAAAAAAUUUGUUAGUGACAUGUCUUUUACUUCAACUUAAUUUUAAUGGUUGAAGUUGCCUUGUAUUCACCAAGGAUUUUCUCAAAGCUGACUGAUUGUAAAUGGAAAAAGAAAUUGAUUAAAAUGUAGGCCAAGAUGUCCUCUAAAGCGAAAGGCCGGAAGAGGAACACAAUUCUGGGAUAUAGUAAUUAUUUUAUGAAUGAAAUAGUUCCACUAUAAAAAAAUUAAAAACUCUGAUUUUCGUGCGCCGACUCCUAUUUCCCAUACAUAUUUUUUAGUAGUCUCCCUUGCUUCAUCGAAGUCCCUACAUAAAGUAUGUCCUGCUAUUUUUUAAAGGCUGCGGCUAUUCUGACCUUGGGAUUCAAGAGUGAGAACUUGGGUUUAUUAAAAAAUAUUUAAAAUAUUAUUGUUGGGGUUGUAAUACAAAAUUUGGUAUCACAUGAAAGAUAAUUGAAUGAACUAUAUGUUUGUAAGCUUACUUCUUCAGUUUAACUAAAAUAAACUGCCACAAAUGAAAUCCGAACAGCAUUUAGUCUAAAGGGACUCGGGUCCGAUUUGCCGCUUUUUGGAUGUGUGAAGUGACACAAAAUCUUUUACACCACCCCCCCAUGUGUCACGUUUACUUAGGGACACCCCCCACCCCACACCCACACACACCCCCCCCAUAAUUAAAUACUUUAAACUACCUAAAGUGAAAUUUAGAUGAGGGAGAUGUUUUUAUUAGACUAUACCUAACUGUCACAUAUUCUUCUUCAUUAGGUCAAUCUAUACUAUAACUAAAGGCCUGAGCCAUUAAAUUCUUUUUUUCUCCCUUACGCCUGUUAAUUAGCCAAUGCCUGCUUAUGGUAACUAACUUUAACUAAGAAAGUUUGGACUUCAAAACCUUGAAAUCGAAAACAUUUGCUCAGUGAAGAACACGUCACUAAAUGAUUUGUCAUGUUUUAAAUCAUUGAAUAGGCAAGGCAUGCAGAAUCAAAUGAAUGAACUAUCGUAGAUUAGAUUGUGCUUCUGAACGAACUACGCGGUACAUAGGUUGUGCCAACUUGUGCUUCUCUCAGAUGGCAAAAAAGAUGCUUUUGUUGUUAAUUUUUCAUAAAGGUGUCUUACCCCUGAUUAAAUAAUUAUUUCAAAACUCUACCACUGUGAAAAGUAAGAGAUUAUUGUAAAAAUUUAAUCUUUUCCUUUCUAGGCUGCAAUUUGGGAUGCACUAAAUAACUAUUCUUAUGCUGAUGCAAUAUUCUUAGCAGAGCGACUUUAUGCUGAAAGUAAGUCCUUGCAUUAUCUAUUUUGUACCCAAUUUUUGUAUAUUGUUUUAGUUUUUAACUUAAUUUAAAAUCACUCAAUAUGGGAUUAAAAAAAUAUCCUUGCGUGUGAGAUAUAUCUUAAUUUUUUAAAAAUGUAAAAUUUAAGUCAGAAAUAAAUGAAUAUGUUUGGCUUUUUUUUUUUACGUGUCAAAUUUAAAAGGCAUUGUCUGACAUCUAAAGUUUAAAUGUUCAAGCUAAAGCUCACUGACUGCUGAUUAUGUCUUUGCUGUUGCAAAUUCAUUUUAUUUAUGCCAUUAGUUAUACCCACUAGUUAUAUCCCAGCAGGUUGGCUGGCAGGUGUAGAAAAGGAGGCAUUGAUCUGAAAUAAAUUUGAACGUUCUUAAAAUAUGCCAAAGGUUUGACCUGCCAUUUACAUUUACAAAAAACUUAUAUACACUUUUUUUUUUUCUGCAGUAGCCAACAAUGACUCUGUGCAUUUGUUGGCAACCUGUUACUAUAGAUCUGGCAAGCCUUACCAAGCAUACAUGCUGCUGGAGAGAAACCUCUGCCAGACAGCCCAGUGCAAGUAUCUCAUGGCCAAAUGUUGCACUGAUAUGAACAAGUAAGCACUCAAUACUUCACUGUAUAAUUCACAGUUUCACAAAAAGAUAAUCAUAAUUUUCUCAUGACAAUGAACUUUGACAGUGUCUUUCCUAAUACAUGAGAUGCUCCACCUAAAUGAUUAAGAAACUGCUGCUUGCAGGUAAUGAGUCUGAUGUACAUCUUGGCAAAGGGCGAUAUCACUCAUUUAAUUGGAAACUCCAUCACUGCUAAUCAGAGCAUAUCAUUAAAACCUUUAUAUUAAUCACUUUUUUUGUGUGUGUUUCGUUCUUUCUGCAUGGGUGUGUGGCAAAAUAUUCAGAAGGCUAAUUGACUCACUUCCCGUCAACCUAUAGGGCUGAAAGUGUGCACAUAGACUAGUUGCCGUUGAAAACACAUAGUAUCAAAUUUUCAGCCCCAACCUCCAAAAAUCUGUUUUUCAAGGGCAAGAUGAAGAAAAUAGAAUGCCAUUGAUUUCACAAAAUAAAAUUCCUGAUAACUGGGCUAAAUGAGAUUGUUUCUUUAUUUUUAAAUAUCACAAGUGCUUUUGGUGCGUAAUAUUUUCUUCUUUUUCUGAAAUAGACUAGUUGGUGAAAUAAAUCUGUGGUGUAAAAGCAGGUGGGACUGUAGAAUAUUGAUAUAAACUAAUAUAAUAAAAAAUGCAUAUAAAAGAUGUAUUCGUGAACAUUUUUUUUUUUUUAUAAGUUGUUUGAUUUUGAUGACAACUGUUAUGCAAAGGCAGCUCUCAGUGUGGGGAAAAAAUAUUGUGAUAGGUUUUUUGGAACACAUUACACAAAUAUUAUUUUGUUGAACAAUUUGUAGUUGAAAUUUGUGAAAUGAAAAAUUUUAUGUUUGUAUUUUCUAACUUAUCCUGAUUUGCAAAUAAUUUUCUAUAUUAUUCUGUAUUUGAAGGUAUGCAGAGGCUGAGCGUAUAUUAGCAGGUACAAUACUGAUCAAAGUAAAAUCCCAUGAAGAAAUAGAGGCUGAAUUCGGAAGUCUUGCUUGCUAUGUGUUUGCCUUGCUUGGUUUUAUUUAUAGGUGAGUUUGAAUGAGCCUGUAUAUAACCAGGUGCUGCUGGUUACAUGAUUAUUUUUAUGGAAAAGUUGGUGUUGUGAGUCAACUUGUAUUACAUGAAUGUCUAGCUUGGGCACAUUCCACUCAUGUAGUGACACAAAAACAUCUAAAAAAUUCCCUGUUUAAAAAAUUAUGGUGUACAUUUGUAAAAUUAAUUUAUGAAUAGCAAAUAUGAUUUAUCUAUUCUUUAUAUUUAACUUCGAUUAAUUCUUUUAUAAACUUAAGUCAUUGUAAAUAAGAAAAACAUCAUGUCUGAAAGCAGUUCCAUCAUCGUUCAUUAUUUUUUUUUCCAGUAAAACAGAGCGUGUUCUAAAAGCCACACAGUGCUAUCGAAGGUCACUGAUGCUAAAUCCCUUGUUAUGGAAGUCUUACGAGAUGUUGUGUGCAAUGGGUAACAUAUGACUUUAGUUAAAACCCCUUUAUUCUGUGAUUUAUUUUAUUUUAUAAAAGUGUGUGUUUUUUAAAUGGAUCCCUUUAAUGAGUUUUGGGAGCUUGUAUCAUAAACCUCUUUUAAUUUAUAUAAUGUCACUUAAUUUAUAUAAUGUCACUUUUAAGUGCUGGUUUUACUUAUAACUGUUUAACUGUUAAAGAAAAACUGCAUUCCAUUUUUAGAUUAUUUUUCAUCCUCCGUCCUCCCCUGUAGGUGAGAUUGUAAAACCUGAAUCAGUAUUCCAGAUUCCAUCUACAAACUCAUCUGGCCCUGUCGGCCUGACCAUCACAUCUCGUUGUGAGCCUAUGGGUGUGGUAGAGCAGAUAACAGAUGCAUUGGAGAACAACAUUGUACCUAGUGAAAAUGUGAGGGGGUAUUUUUAUCAUUUGAAAAAAUGUAUUUAUCUCCCUGAAGAGAUCGCUAUAAUUACAUAGUGUUAUGCCCCCUUUUAUUAAGAGUUUGAUAUCCUGAAGAGAUCAAUAUAAUUACAUAUUCUUAUGCCACCUUUUAUUAAGAGUUUGACAUUGUUGUAAAGAUUAGCAAACGAAAAAAGGGGCAGUAUUUAAAUAAUCAAAAAUUCUUUAUUUAUUAAUUUGAUUGAACCACCAGCUGGGCAUGAGAUGGUGAAUUGAAGUUUAUGACAUUUAAAAAGAAUAUUGGAUUUUUUUUUUUUUUACAAAGUUCAUCUUUAAUUUGUGCUAUUAUUUUUUUAAAAAUAUAUUUUUUUACAUUUAUUUCAGUUAUUGGCUCCUCGCAACAUAUUCCCCAACCAAACUCCAGAAAACAUUCAGAACCUAGCAGGGCUUGACACCAAAGCCCCACGACCUAACAAGCAGCUGUUAAGACAAAAAAUUACACCAGAACCCUUGAUGGUUCGCAAACGAACAGGUCCCACUAAAUUAUUCUCUGAUUCUGUCCAUCUUUCUCCAAGGUUUGUACUGUUUAUUUAGAUAGUACUUGUUCAUAAAAUAUCCAUAAAAUAUAUGCAAUAUUUAUUUAUACCUCUUGAAUAUACAUUAUUGAAUAUUCUAUAUAAGUAGAAACCAAUUGGAUCUACUGUAGAUAUUUGUUUCAUUUAUAUAUAUAUUUGUGUAUGUAUUUAUUAUUUGUAUAUAUGUGUGUGUAUAUAUUGCAUUUUACUGGCAAGCUAGUUUAUUUAACACAUAUUUACUUGUAGGAGAUCUUUAAGCUGACUCCAAACCUUCACAUAGUUUAAGAGAUGCACGUGAGCAUAAAUUAAACAGCACCGACUCAUUCUUCCUUUAGCACUUUGUAUGUUUUUUCUUAUGGAAAUCUUUUUCUAUUUCAGUUUUGGGUUGUUACCUGUUGAAAAUGUUACACCUGUGUCAGGCAGUUCCACACCCUCUUUUAUAUCUCCUGUUCCUACUGACUCUCAGGCUCUUGAGGUGCAGGCACCAAUUAAAACAAGAGUAAGUUAGGCGGUUGCCAUUGAAUUGGGUCAUAGUGAAGUAUGACUUCCUCUUCUUUUAUUUUUCUUUUUUUUAAAUUAUUUUUAUUAGCUCUAUUAUUUAGAUUUGAGCACAUGUUUGGCUCAAAUAUAAAAUAGAAAUGGAUUAUAAUUUUUAAAAAUAAAAAUACUAAUUAAAGAAUCAAAUUUAGUUUGUAAUAAUCUAUUUCAUUUUAAAUGAAAUUCUGUUUGUUUAUUUUGCCCCUGCAGCCAAUGACGAGGCGAACACAAAUAAGAAAAUCUCCAAUACUCAACUGGUCAAAUACUUUAAAGAAAAUGAAAGAACAAGAGCCAGUGUAAGUAUUCACCUUAACUAACUGGUCACAGAUUUUAAACUUGAUCAUUUUGGUAUUCCCUCCAUUACAUUGUUGUAAGUCCAUAGUUUAAUCUAACAAAAUGUAGCAUUGUGCUGGACAAAAUAUUGCAGUCGCCUGGACAGGACAUAGCAGUAUGCUGGACAUAACAUAGCCAUCUGCUAGGGAGAGUUGAUUGUUUUUAAAAUUAGCAUAACAUAGCCGUCUGCUAGGGAGAGUAGAUUGUUUUUAAAAUUAGCAUAUACCUUCUUAUAUCUCUUGUUAACAGCAGCGCACCCAUACGAAGAAGUUCUAGGCUGUUUACGAAUUCCAACUCUAAUUCAAGUGCAGUGAAAGUAAGUUACUAACUUGUUUCUGUAUUCAAUGUAUAUUGGGAGUUUUCUCUCUAACACAGCUUUAGAUACCUUGUUAGUUCUUUGCUAAUUUUGCAUUCUUCAUCUGUCCUGUUUUUUGCUAAAGAAGGCUUUUAUGAUGAAAUGUUCUUUGUUUUGUCUCAUCUUCUUUUAGGUUUCCAUGUAAUUUAAGUGGAAGAUUUUAUUUUUUUUAUACUUUAUUGUUAUCUGGAUUUCUUUUUAACAGGAAAACAACAAAAGCCAAACAACAGGCACGUUUACAGGGACAAAGGGGGUUAAUCGGCGCUCCAAACGAACCACAAAAACUCCUCAGGAACUUAAUGAGAUAAAUAAAGGUGAGCUGUUCAAGAAUAGACUGUUGCUGUCAGGAAUUUUGUUCUUAUGUCAGCCAGAGACCUGUUAGGUUGUUGUUGUCUUUUUUCUUGUUGUUUUUAUUUUUUUUAUUUAUUUAUUUUUUUUUUUUGAAGAACAGUUGGUACAUUGCAAACAUGGGGUAGAGUUUUAUUAGGAUUCAAUGUUUUUGAGUAAAUAUUAUUAUUAUACAUAGACCAGCAUUGCCUGGCAAGCUAGUUUAUAAUAUAACACAUCUUUACUUGCAGGAGAUCUUGAAGUUGAUUCCAAACCUUCAUCUGGCAACUCUGAGGCCAUAGAACAGAUUGUGCAGAUGCAGCAACAGUCACUGGGUGAGUGUGACUUGUGUAUAUUUAAGCUCAUCUUCAUGGACAUUUAAAUGUUUUUCUAUAUCUAACAAGUCAGUGGCUGCAAUCCUUACAAGUUUUCAUGUGUCUGUUGCUUAUUUUAACUUGCACCAUUUCAGGAAUUUAAAGACAUUAAGCAUGUCACAAGCUAAUGUUGUUGCCAUGUUUUCCAGCUGGUAUACUUCACCUGCUGAAGAAUAUCGGCAAGGCCUAUUCGUCACUGUCUCGCUAUGACUGCAAGAGUUCCGUUGACCUUUUCUCAGAGUUGCCAGAGCACCAGUACAACACUGGGUGGGUCCUGUGUCAAGUUGGGAGAGCCUAUUAUGAGCUCACUGAAUACCAAAGGGUGAGUGCUGCAGUUAAAUAAGUGGCAGAUCUAGAUUAAUGGUCUUGGGAUUUACGAAACAUCUGCUGCACUCACAUUACUAUUUAAGAAUCAUAUUAAUAUAUUGUAUGAUUUUGUUUAUGUUUCUCGUAGCAUUUUUUAAAAAGUUUAUUUCAUAUUGGUAGCAGCGUAUUGCUGAAAUAAACCAUAUAUAUUCAUUAUUUAAUUCAUUUUCAGCAUUUACUUGAAAUGAAACAUGUAUUUAAUAUGCUAUUUUUUAAAUUUAAGAGCUACAGCUAACAUACAAGAUCUCAUCGCAUGAGCCAAUAGUGCCUAUUUAGGGGUUUUUCUGCAUAACAGAUAAAAACAUAAAAACAAACUACCGUUACAUCUAGGAAGGAAACUCAUUCAUAAAUUGAGAACUGCCUGUAAUGGCAAUUUCACUAAUGAAACAGUAAACAACAUAGUAACACAAACAGUAAACAUCAGAAUUUAAGGGAAAAACUUACUUUACAUUUCCAUUUCUUUCAUUUAUUAAUAAGGGUUAUCAUGCAGCAGUUGAAUUUGCAUUGAAAUUAAAAAAUCUUGAUGGCAGCAUCGGGUGCAUGCCAUUAAAAUUUAGAGGGGGGGGGGUGGAGGGGGGGGGAAGAACCACAACACAAAACUGCCUUAGAUGUUUUGGAAUGGUGAACCUCACAUCAAAUUUAAUUAUCUUUUUCUCUAACAUUCUUCCCAGGCUGCCAGGGUGUUUGAGGAGGUUAGGAGGAUAGAGCCCUAUCAUAUUGAAGGUCUAGAUUUUUAUAGUUCUGUUCUCUGGCACCUUCAUAAAGAAGUGGAACUUUCCCUCCUGGCACAAGAGCUCACAGCCAUGGAUAAAAAGUCAGCGCAGGCAUGGUUCGCAACUGGGAACUGUUUUAGUUUACAGAAGGAACACGACGUAGCCAUUAAAUUUUUCCAGCGGGCCAUUCAGGUAAGUAGAUGAAAGGCUGUCGUAAUCCUCAAUAAAUACAUUCUCAUGUGUUUUUUCUUCACAUUUUGGGGUACUUGCUUAUGAGACAAUAAAAGGAAAAUUGAAUGUUUGUAAUAAAAAAAAAUUAAGAAACAGUUGCAUUGAAAUCUUGAAUGCCCUAAUUGGGGUCCAUAAAAUUAGAAAGUGUUAAUAGCAGAAUUUUGGGAGCCGUGCGAUGACAUCGCUAUAGUGUUGGAGCAUUAUUGUGGGGUUGGACUGUAUAUAUUUUAUUCAAAUACACAACCAGGAAAGUUUUUCUUGAACUUCACCGCAGUAUUUAAACUUCACCCAGAUUCAAACCAUUCUCCAUCAAGUUUGAAUCUGUUCCAUUGAAACAUGAUUUUAUUUGUGUUCUGACCAGGUGGACCCUGGCUUUGUCUACGCCUACAGCCUCCUAGCCCUAGAGUACAUUUACCUUGAAGAGUUUGACAAAGCCCUGACAUGUUUUAGGAAUGCCAUACGGCUGGAUCCACGGCAUUAUCAGGCCUGGUAAGCAGCCAGUGUUUGUCUUUAAUGAGAUUCACUCUGGCUUGACUUGUGUGAUAUCAUAUUAUUCUAGAAAAGGCUGUUAACUUUGAACCACGCCAUUAUGUUUUCAAAAGUCUUCAACAGGAUAAGUAAUGUGAGGGGUUUUGGUUUGGUUAAAAAUAAACAUCAUGCUCUGUCAGUCUUAUUUUAUAUAUUUUCAUUGUAAUUAUUUCAAGUAUUUCAAUGCUUUUCGUUGAUUAGGUAUGGGGUUGGUAUCAUCUAUUACAAGCAGGAAAAGUUUAGCCUGGCGGAAGUCCACUACCGCAAAGCACUGUCAAUAAACCCUCAAAGUUCUGUUCUCAUGUGUCAUGUUGGUGUGGUAAGUUAAAUAUUCCAUUAAGUUUUUGUUAUGUUAAGAUAAAAAAAAAUUUUGCUGGACUAAACAGAUCUUAGCCUGAAUCCUCUUGGUCUAGGGCGGUGGUUGGGAAAAACCACUACUCUUUAAUUGGAAGGAUGCAACUCUUUUGUUUUACUAAUCUCUAAUGACAUUUGAACAAUCCGCCCCGCAUGCGGCUUACAAAAUAUUUUCUCAACAAAUAUAACUUAUAAAAUGGCCCAAAGUCAAAAAAAAGUUGCUGAUGCAGACCCCUGCUCUAAGUGGUUGCAAAAGUGCCCAUACACUUAAUAAAGCAGAAGACUCGUUACUAAUUCCAGCCCAUUUUAUUCAUACAGAUUGACAGCUAGUUAAAUGACCCAUGUGAUCUGUCAACACUUACAACACUUGAACAAGCAACAAUGACUCUCUUUUUUUUCUCCCCCACAGGCCCAGCAUGCUCAGCAGAAGACAGACCUUGCACUUUGCACACUCAACACAGCCAUCAAAGCUGACCCCAAAAAUCCACUCUGUAUGUUCCACAGGGCUUCUAUUCUAUUUGCCAACGACAGACACAAAGUAAGUAAUGAGCUGUCGGCAUUUUAAAAGAAUGUCUUUGCUUGUUUGAUAAAUCUUUUUCAGAGAUACAGCUUUAGUUACGCUGCUAAUUGUUGUUUUUUUUCUGUACCCGUUAUUAACUUUAAAAAAUUAUCUUGCCCCAACUGCUGAAAAAACAAAGUUACUUUGUAACAUCUAAAUUAAAACAAUGUAACUGAUAAGUUUAAAUUAUUGGACAUAUCAAAAUAGACUUAAAAUUAAAUAACUUAGACUGGACCCUAAUAUAAAAUUAAAGUGUAGCAGAUUCAACAAAAUAAAACUAAACAUUAACCUGAUUUGAAGGAUAAAUAUUGAAUUAACCGCAAUUUGUGUUUUUAUUUUUAUUUUGCCCUAAUCACAAGUGCUGUUCUUGCCCUAAUCAUAAAUGCUGUGGAUCAUUUCUUUAAUUGUCUUCUUUAUUUUCCUGUGCAGGAAGCUUUGGAUGAGUUGGAAGCCUUAAAACAAAUUAUACCCCGUGAAUCUCUAGUCUACUUUUUGAUGGGAAAGGUAUGUUCUUUUCUUUCUCUAAUCAUCAACAUACACAUUUCUCUAUGUAACAACAAUCACUAACACUACCAGAUGGAGCUGACUUAACUAAACAAAAUUCCAGAUAACUGUUCAAAAUGAGAUUCUUAAAAAUACUGCAACUGCGUUUGGUUUGUUAUAUUUUCUUUUGUUUUAUGGAAAUAGUCCCAAAUUUAAUUUCGUGUAAUGAAUCUGCUGUAUAAGGGAGUGUGAAUAAAGUGUGCGGUGGUGAACCUUUGGGCACUAAUUGGGAUUCUUAUAAAGUGCGUUCCUUGAAUGCAUAUUUUGUCAAGUACCUUUAGUGGAUGUAAAGCUAAUGCAUUAUGGUGGCUAUUGUUUAGAGGGCUAUUGUUAGCCUUUGUAUAGAGGCUGGAGUUUUUUUUUUUACCCCUUAUCUGAACCACUGAGAGCUUUUUUUAUUAUAAAGAUCAUUACCUGUAUCAUCAUCGUUCCGAUCCGGCUAUUGGCAAAUAGAGACAGCUAUUCUUGGGGAGAUGGUUGACCUUAAGUAAGAAAAUCCUAAAAACGGACCCUGGUAAAUGGCAGGCAGUUAAAAAGAUGGGCUGUCUGCGCUAACCUGAUGAAGAGAAGGGGGAAAAAAAGCUAUAUUUGUCCAUUGGAUGAAUUUAACUUUGGUAUAAACCUUUGGUAAAUCUGGAGAAGAUCAUUGUUAUUGUCACUAUAAACAUUGUAUCUGUGCUUGUCUCAGAUGAAACAUUGGAGAUGUUGCGUGUUGUUUUAGUCAGUACAUUCAGGAAGCACACAAGUGUCUGUUGUGUGAUGAACAAGGUCAUCACCAUAGGAAACAUCUUUAAUUUAUGGGUUCAUUUUGGAAUUCAUUUCACUUCCAUCCUUAUUUCAGGUCCAUAAAAAGCUGGGUAAUACACAUCUGGCCAUGAUGAACUUCUCGUGGGCCAUGGACCUGGACCCCAAAGGAUUAAACAAUCAGAUAAAGGAGGCGGUUGAUAAACGUUAUGUUACAGAAGAUGAUGACCCUCUAACAAGGCUGGAACAAGAUUCUGGUAAGAUGUUCAUUUUAUUCCUGGCUUAUCUCCUGGAUAAAUGCUUUCUCCUUGCUUAAAAAUUCCUUUUUUUAAAAAUCUUUUGUUCGUUUUUAUUUAGUAAGUUUAAUUUAUAAAUCUGAAAUACAUUUUGAGAACUUCAUUUAUUCCAUUCAUUGCAUGAACUGAAUACAAUGAAUGGCAUAGAUGAUGUUCUCAAAAUGUGUUUCAAACUCUGGAUGUAGUAGUUUCUUUAAUUAUCUUAUUUGUGCAUUUGGGGUCUCAAAAAAAUAUUUCUUAAUAUGCAUAUGAGUAAUCUCCUAAAAAAUUGUUCAAGAGGUCUGCAGCCUUUUCGAUAUUAGCGUGCCAAAGUAAGACAUUCAGGUGGCCAAUUACUUAUAAUUCUACCAUUUGAGAUGGAUUUUUUAGUCAUUUGUAAUCAUUUCUCUGGUCUCCUGUGUGCAAAUGAAAAUCACUACGCCUGUUGUAGUUUGCUGACCUCUGGCAUUAACUAGUACUAGAGGUACGGUGCUCUCACUAAUUUUAGUAGAUCAAGUGACUAUGGUACCUUACUUCUUUUACAGUUGCUAAGUGUUAAAUCAAGAAAAUCCCUUCAGAAAUAAAGUUUAAAAAAUUUAGUUCCCUUUGCUUUGGCUUGAAGUGAGAACAAUAUCAAAACCUACAGUAAAAUAUGUAUCCCAUCUGCCAAGCAUCAAUGGUAGCUACUUAUAUUUGUGUGAAUCUCUCAAAUGUUAAUGGAACAAUUUCUUAAUUAUGAAAUACUUUAGGAAAUCUUGUCAUCACCACUGCAUACCCGUUAUUAAAAGUGCUGUAUUUCUCAUGUUGUGUCACACAUUUCUUAUUUCAAAUGUUCGUCCCCAGCUCUAGAAGGAGAGGGGGCGAGUGCCCUUGAAGGUGGUGAUCUGGAUGCUGACGACACCAGCCAGGAUGACGUUUCCCACGGAGGUAAUGGUGGGGUGGACUUACUCGACAUGCCAGAUCUCCAGGCCAUUGAAAGCGAUGAAAGUUUAUGAUGAGGUGCUUUAGUAGGUCAGUGGGGUGAGGUAGUGUGAACUUGCCCGCCCCUUUUACUGUGAUUGACGUUUUCAUAAGGAUAACCAUUGAAUAGGGACGUGCUUCACUGUGUGAUGUUUUUAAAUACUGGGUGGAGAGAGAGAGAGGAGCUUUGGACCUGACAGAGUGAAGUCGGUAAAAUUUCCCAACCAACAUGAGAACUGUGAGGUUCUACUGGCUACUACUAUGGAUAGCAACACUUCCAUGGAACAAAGGAGCUGAAGUGGAAGGGGGGACAACUAUACUGAGAAUUCUUAGCUUUCUUGGUUUGGCUCACACAACCGUGAUGAGUUGAGAUCUUAUGCCAACAAACGGAGUGUGGUCAAUGUUCAUCAGCUAACUUUAUUAUGCUGAAUUUUGUUCAUUUCCACUUCCAUGUGAUGCACUAGCUUUCAUUUCCAGCAUUUUCUACUCUGUUUUUUUAGUGACGCAAUAUACUAAAAAAAUAUCUUCGUUUUAGCAUAACUUUUUUAAAAAUAAAGUUUACUGAUGUACCCGGUAGCCUUUGAUAUGACCCCAUUAAUUAAAAGUGAUCGCUUUGUUCGUAAAUAAAUAUAAGAAAUUACAUGCAAUGCACAUUGAUCAUCUUGAAGUUGGUAGCAGCUGAUUUCUAUUAAAAAGAAUUAUUUAAUUUUGAUUAAAAGUUUUCCUGUUUUUUUAUCUCCUAAUUGAUAAACAUUAACUUAUUUAUUUGUGAUUGUUUUGUUGAUUGUUUUUUUGUCCAUUGCAUUUUACAUUCUAAGGGUACAACAUGACAAAGUCACAAAUUUGCUUGUUUCCCCUGUUAAAUAAUAUGUUUUAAACCAUCACUGCCAAGUGAAUCCCAUUUUCAUUUAUUUAUAUCCGGAUGAGAGACGUCAAAUCCAGUUUUCAGUGAUGUUUUGAAGUUUGUCGGCACAGCAUGUCGCUCUGUAUAGGUGGAUUUUUGUCAACGCUCCCGACCAAGGAAUGGUUAGAUACAAUGUGUGUAAGUGAACAUCCAAUAAUAAAAUAUUUCUCAGUGUUGCAUGUUAGAAGAAUCACAAAAAUUUAAAUAGUUGAAUCUUCCUUUUCCAAAUAACCAAGUUAAUGAAGAGAAUCUGACAAAGUUUCAUUGCAAGAAAGAGUCUCAUCCAGCAUCAGGUUUCUGUUACUAUUUAAAUCAUUCAUAAUUAAAUUAGGGUAAGCCCCCAUGAUCAGAAACUAUUUUAGUAAUAGUAGUUGUUAAAAAAAAGUUUAGCUAACCCAUUGUUGCUAAUACAACUAUUUAUUUAUAACAUAUUUCACCCUAUAUUCCAUUUUUUACCAAGCCAAUUAUACUAGAGUACAAUAAGUUUUUCUUCAAGGCUGUUGUUUUUUAUUUAUUUUGACAAGUGCAACCAGACCACUUUUAAAAAAAAUCUUUUGUCAUGUUGAAUAAAUUAAUUUGUAUUUGUUGGUACACUUUGACUCUUGAUCAACAUGCAAUGACUGUUCGCUGUCAGGACCUCUAAUGUUAACAACACUUGGAAUCUAAUUUUGUAAAAUUUAUUUAUUAAACUCAAUCAAAUGUUUUGAAAAUACUGAAUCUGUCCUACCUAACACACAUGUUUGAGUGAAUGAAUUCAAAAUUGUGUUUUAUUUUAAUCGCAGAAUAGCAUUAACUGUGCUGUCAUUUUUCAAAAUCCUAUAUAUUCAAUUGGGGGUACCAUUUAAAGGCAUUACAUCUUUGCUUGCUUAAUGGAAUAUUUGUUUCUUGUCUUAUGUUCAAGAUUUGUUUUCACCAUAAAUCAAUGGGGACUAUAUUUUGUUACGGUCAUUAAAAAGUUGCAUUUUUUAAAUACAUAUUUUCCCAUUUUUAAAACGGUAUUGUUAAUUUUGAAUUGUCAACUGUCCAUCCACUACAUUGUGAACUCCAGAGGUACAACCGGUGUAGAUGGCGUACCGGUACGAACAUCCCUCUGAACUCUCUAUUCAGUGAUCUUGAGGACAGUUCUAAAUGCAUUUUGAACCAUACACUGUGUGUUGAGGAAUAUAUGGCUCUUGUAGUACUUGUAGUUUUUCCUAGCCACCCUUGACCAGCUGGCAUGCUUUCUGUAUUUGUCACUGUAGUCCCCACCUACCUUGAGUUUUUAUUCAUAAACUGGGUUGAAAUAUGCAGCAAGCAAGCCGUUAGUAACAAAAUGUGAGAAUUGUUCUACUUCUUUAACACAGCAUAUGUCUGUCAAGGGAACCAGUUUUGGUAUAAGAUAAAGAAAGAGCUACCAAUGGGUUUUCUUAGCGCUUUCUUAGUUCCUGCACUACAAUGAAUGUUAGGAUGUGAGCUUGAGAAAAUAUCUUUGUCAUUUAACUAAUCAGAAAAUGAUUCUUAAAUAUAAUAAUUUUUAAAAUUCAUAUAGAUCUAAAUGUACCAUAAUAAAAUGGUUUUGAGGUCAAAAUAUUUAGGGACAUGUUAAAGAAUAUGUGUAUUUAAGUUAAUCAGUUUAGAUAAAGAUAGUGCUUUUCUGCACAUAGACUGGGUUGACAAUAGUUAUCUGAUACAUUGGAAAUGAAUGCAUUGCUCAUUACUGGUACUUGGUUACUAGAUUAUUUGUAUAAUAAAAAAACAAUGAUUGAAAAGAGCAGGAGUCCCAUACUUGAGCCUCAAUCUACUCACAGCUUUUAUCAUGAAAGAAAAGUAUUUAUGACAUUCUAAUAACUAGAUGGAGCUCUUCAGUGAUUCAUUUAUAUUUUUUUAUUCCCCACCUCCCUUUUCUCCAACAGGAUUGGUACCAUACAGUUGUAUUUGAGUUUGUUCCUUUCUAGGCAGGCUCCUUCAACUUCAAGAGUUCUCACCCUGUGUAAAUAUUUUUUGCCAUUUUAUUAAAAAAAAAAAGAGUACUUUCUUUUCUCUUCAACUCAUGUGUUGUUUUUUAAUCACCAUUUUACAAUGUGUUCUUGCUUGCUAGCUGGUUGGCUAACCAUACUUUUGGUUGGCUACUCCUUGGCCCUCUGGUUUGAUUUGAGGUUAUCCCUCUUGGCACUCUUCUAUAUGGCUUUGUAAUAAAUAAAAAGUAAUAGACAGGCCCAAGCUUUUAUGUGUGUCCACUCCGAAUUCGACAGACAAAUGAAUUUUUAAAGAUUCAUCAAUGCAAGUCUUACCGGU